AUGUCGGGGACCACCAAAACUUCAUCGAUCACCUCCGGUCGGGACUCGCAGCCGACUUACGCGCGGCGAUAUGGUCGAAAAUAUCUCGAGCUUGACAAUCUUCAGGACUCCAGCGUGUGCCACCGCAAAGUCGGCAAAGCACGCGCCGACUGCCGACUUCGAACGUCCCAGUCGAAGUGGGGAUGCUUGGGCGAGGCAUUGAGACCUGCGGGCAUCGUUUACAUGGAUCUCUCGUUCGAUCAGCCCGCAGACUGUAGGCUACUGAGUGCCACGGUCAAAAUUACUUUGCAAGGCGCCCCCAAGCACCAGCUAGAUCUGGAUAAGCCUGUACGCCUCCAUCUGACCGAUCACUACGGGCCCAAAUAUCUUAGCGGAGAACCAAAGAAUGUGAUCAAGAAAAAGAUCUUGCACCUUGCGCCUCAAGUUAAUAUACUCGGAAACGGCGGUGGUGGUGUCGGUGUCGAUAGCGAGAAGUCGAUUACUUACGAUAGCCGGUGGACAUUCACAGGUAAUCUGCGCCCUGCGCAAAAGACCGAUUCAGAAUACCGCACCAUAAAGUGGGAGCUACGCGAGGGGGACCCUGAGUCUCAAUCCAUCCAUAGCAAUAUGAUCCACACAGCUUUUGCUUUCCAGCAUGAGGGGACGCCCUUCCUCAUGCGGGUUCAGAUCAAAGGAAAGCUACAAAAGGGCAGGAACCGAUUCAAAGAAAAGGCCCGUCAGUUGAGGUUCCCAUCCCGUCGUGAAAGUGAUGAGGCAUCCAGUGAUAUUCUCGUGUAUCCAAAUGUUGUGACGCAGCCUUCAGGUCCUCGUCUAGAUGGUCUUGUACGGGAUCUUCCCAUGGUUAUGGAAAGAGAAAAUUGCCUUCGCAUUCCGGUGCAGAUCCCUGCUGCUUUGCCGAUAUCUUUCGCAGAGAGUAACGAUAACACUUCCAACACGGCACCGGUCAACGUUCAGCAUGCCCAGAGCAUGCUUGAAGACUCAUAUACGGGUUAUCUACAGGGCAUUUUGCCUGGUUCAGUAGAUUCCGGGAGCCCUACUGAGUCGGCGCGGUCAUCAAAUUCCAACUCGUCUUCUUCCUCAGAAACGUUAGUAGAUGUCAGAGAGACCUGCGAUGCAGAUGAUCCAGUAGACGCGUGCAUUUCAAAGCUCGGACGUGCUGUGCACAUCUUUCGAACACCACAAACUGUUGACCAAGAAGGAUUACAGGCAUCCAGAAUAGUACUGCACGCAAAUACCAGUUCGGUGGCUCCAGAAAGAGCGAAUGGACCAGCCAGACCAAGAAAUGGCAAAGGGAGUGAAAGUACAGAAAGCCCUGAAAAGGUGCUGGUGCUUUUAUCGCGCUAUCCUUCAUUGGUAACCUUGAUCCAGAUCCUGGCUGCUCUCCUCGAUUUCUUUGGGAUGACAAUGAAGUCCACACAGUUGGCGAAUCGGGAUGUCAACAAGAAGCUCAGCGCAUAA
Messenger RNA from Aspergillus luchuensis, 1458 nucleotides. RefSeq lists its product as uncharacterized. The coding region runs from base 1 to 1458 and encodes 485 amino acids. The record is from RefSeq and is a predicted model, not a curated record. The transcript has a single exon. NCBI's taxonomy places the organism in Eukaryota, Fungi, Ascomycota, Eurotiomycetes, Eurotiales, Aspergillaceae.